AAUUAAUUAAUUAUUCAAACGUCUUCUUCGAGUUGCCGUUGAAGCGAGGACAAUCGGUGAAGGCCUGGAGGGUGAAUCACUUCUGAUCUGUUCUCCAUUGGAAGCCGUCGUCCAUUCUGAGUCAGAUCGAAAACUCACAGUCACACUCAUUACGAGUUGAAAUCGUUGGAACCUCGUCGAACAACCAUUCAAAUUGAGACAGACACACGUGCUCUGACUCGCCGGAAUCUCACCGGAAAACAAGUUCGUCGGAACUCAGUUGGCGAACUUGAAAUUGACGCUUAGGGCAACUCCAACCAAAAAUUCCGUCCAAAACGAGGGAAUUCUAAAAUUCCCAUUCGCUCUCUCUCUCGCUCUUGCAGAUUCACGCUCGUUCUCACUCUGGCGGAUCGUGGCUCGUUUUCGCUCUCAAGCUUUCUCUCUGGUUGAAGCUGAAGAGUAACCUGAGAUAUCCAAGGAUUAUUUUGCAGAAUUUGAAAAUGUCAAUGGCAAGCGAAUCAAGCUGGGUCGGGAGGAAGCCAGUGAAACGCAUUGGGGGAAUGUCCGAUGCUCUUUCAAUUGCAGCCGAUCUUGGUUUCUCCUUGUCCCCUCCCCCAUCCCAGGAAGGACUUCAGAAUUCAUCCCCCACAACUGGGGAAAAGGGUGAGGACUUGAUCAGGGUUUUGAGAGAACUGACUACCGUCCAAAGAAAAAUUGCAGAUUUGCAAGUUGAACUUCAAGGUCGAAAGGAUGACAAAAAUGUUGCACAUUUGACUCAUGUGAGUGAAAUGGAAAAGAAGAUUGAGACAUUGGCAAGGAUUACUACUAUACUCAAAGAUGUUAUUCAGAACAAGGAUCGCAUUAUAGCUCGCCUACAGCAGCCAUAUUCCCUUGAUUGCAUUCCUGUUGAAGCAGAAUAUCAGAAACAAUUCUCUGAACUACUGAUGAAGGCAGCUAGUGAUUAUGGUGCUUUGACAGCAUCAGUGGCAGAUUUUCAGUGGAGUCAGAAUUUCAAGGAACCUCCUUCAGUUUGGGGGGAAAUGCUUCGGCCCAUUCCUGUAGCUUUGGCAUCUUGCACUCGGUUCUUUGAAGCCAUGUCUGCCACAAGAGAGUCAUUUGCAUCACUUCAAAAACUGAGAGUUGGCCAUUUUGAUUCCCCUCUAUCUCGAACACCAGCUGUAGAUUCUUCCCAAAGAGUAUCGGGAGUUUCUGAUUAUCUAACACCACCUCCAUGGAAAACUGAAACGAACUUUGAUGACUUGGGUAUCAGAAACCAAAGGAGACAACAUCUAGAUCAGCAGGUGGAGGAUCUAAACAGCUAGGUAAAUGAGAUCCAUCAGAAUAUUUGUACAAGCCUAAGGAUCUUGUCUUGCCGUCCCUCAUUUAAAGAAGAGUGUUACAUAGAUAUCAAACAUACUCUCUGUAUCAUUUGUGUGAUAUAUCAUACUUCAAUUAUUUUUGCAAAUCAAUUAUGCCAUUGUUGGUUUAGAAUUAUAUAUUUUUUGAGUCA
This is a messenger RNA of Glycine soja, 1489 nucleotides long. RefSeq names its product AUGMIN subunit 2-like. Gene Ontology annotation, cellular component: mitotic spindle microtubule. Lineage: Eukaryota; Viridiplantae; Streptophyta; Magnoliopsida; Fabales; Fabaceae. Bases 480 to 1301 code for a protein of 273 amino acids. The record is from RefSeq and is a predicted model, not a curated record. The transcript is spliced from 8 exons. Gene Ontology annotation, biological process: microtubule nucleation; microtubule organizing center organization; spindle assembly.